Messenger RNA from Penicillium manginii, 891 nucleotides. RefSeq names its product putative succinate:fumarate antiporter (Acr1). The transcript has 4 exons. NCBI's taxonomy places the organism in Eukaryota, Fungi, Ascomycota, Eurotiomycetes, Eurotiales, Aspergillaceae. The coding region runs from base 1 to 891 and encodes 296 amino acids. The record is from RefSeq and is a predicted model, not a curated record. Gene Ontology annotation, biological process: fumarate transport; succinate transport; transmembrane transport.
AUGAUGGAGGCCCUCGUCUGCCACCCGCUCGAUACCAUCAAGGUCCGCAUGCAGCUCUCCCGGAGAGCGACUGCCCCCGGUGCUAAGCCCCGUGGCUUCGUCACCACCGGUGCCGAGAUCGUGCGCAAGGAGACCGCGAUGGGUCUGUACAAGGGUCUGGGUGCUGUGCUGGGAGGUAUUAUCCCCAAGAUGGCCAUCCGAUUCACCUCAUACGAGUCGUACAAGGGCAUGUUGGCCGAUGAGAAUGGCAAUGUCACCAGCAAGGCCACUUUCCUCGCUGGUCUCGGUGCUGGUGUGACUGAAGCCGUCGCCGUUGUCAAUCCCAUGGAAGUCAUCAAGAUUCGUCUGCAAGCGCAACAUCACAGUUUGGCCGACCCGCUCGAUGCCCCCAAGUACCGCAGCGCCCCGCACGCCCUUUUCACCGUCGUCAAGGAGGAGGGCUUCAGCACACUGUACCGUGGUGUCUCCCUGACCGCGCUCCGACAAGGAACCAACCAAGCCGCCAACUUCACCGCAUACUCCGAGCUCAAGGCCACCCUGCAACGCCUGCAGCCCGAAUACAGCAACACCCAGCUGCCUUCCUACCAGACCACCCUGAUCGGUCUGAUCUCCGGUGCCGUCGGCCCCUUCUCCAACGCCCCUAUCGAUACCAUCAAGACUCGUCUUCAAAAAACCCGCGCCGAGCCCGGCCAGUCGGCCGUCAGUCGCAUUAUGGUGAUCGCCAAGGAUAUGUUCAAGCAGGAGGGUGCCCGUGCCUUCUACAAGGGUAUUACCCCUCGUGUGAUGCGUGUUGCUCCUGGCCAGGCCGUCACUUUCACUGUGUAUGAGUUCCUCCGGGGUAAGUUGGAGGCAUCCAACUGGGCGUUUGUGGGUGGAAAAUUCGACGAGUAA